AUGGUUCAUGGCAAGUGUGAGCUCAUCGCUCUGUGCCUGGGCAUCGUCGGUCUGACUGGCACGGCCAUGAUCACAGGCCUUCCCAUGUGGAAGGUGACGGCUUUCAUUGGCGAGAACAUCAUCGUCAUGGAGACACGCUGGGAGGGCUUGUGGAUGACCUGCUUCAGACAGGCAAGCAUUCACAUGCAGUGUAAAGUUUACGACUCUCUGCUCUUCCUCCCACCGGACUUACAAGCAGCACGUGGGUUGACGUGUUGUGCUCUUGCUCUAUCUACCCUGGGCCUCCUGGUGUCCAUCAUGGGCCUUUCCAGCACAGCAUGUCUCAAAGAUCAACCGCGCAUCAAACGCAUGAUUGUGAUGGUUGCGGGGGCAAUGCAGAUCAUGGCUUCUCUUUGUGUCAACAUCCCGGUCUCUUGGACUGCCCACACCAUCAUCAGGGACUUCUAUAACCCAUUACUGAUUGACGCCCAGCGAAGGGAACUAGGAGAGGCGCUCUAUAUUGGCUGGGUUACCAGCAUUCUCCUUCUGGCGUCCGGAGUUAUAUUUCUCUGCCGUUGUGCUGGUCCGCAGUCAGCCUCAUUUUACGAGUAUCCACCCGAUCAUACAGGCAAUAACCCAACUCUAAACCGUUUCCAUCCUUUCUCCAGCACCUUUAGUUCUGCAGAACAACAGCCACAGCCCUUGCUCCAGAACAACAGUCUGUCACCUUCUGUAUGCAGCUUUGCCACUAUGCCACCUGUUGGACAAUGUUCACUCUACACCGGAGAGCAAAUGAUAAGACGACCUAUAGUAUACAACCAGAACAUGUUACCAUCUUAUAACCCACAUACAUUUGGCUCAAAUAUAAUGCAAAACCAGUAUGUACCCAUAAAUACACAGGAUCCCAGUCAGCGUUCCACACAUUUCACAGGAAGCAACGACAGCAAUCCGUAUUCCUCCUACACUUCUGGCUCUGCAUUUCAGCCUGUACCGCAGAAUCCACUCUUCGUAGGGUACAAUUUUUCCAGACUGCAGUCAUACAGCUCGAAUAGUAGCGCUGGACUGCGUAUUUAA
Xyrauchen texanus (razorback sucker) is the source of this 1053-nucleotide messenger RNA. It is a transcript of the gene cldn8.3, whose product is annotated as claudin 8.3. The transcript has a single exon. The record is from RefSeq and is a predicted model, not a curated record. Gene Ontology annotation, molecular function: structural molecule activity. NCBI's taxonomy places the organism in Eukaryota, Metazoa, Chordata, Actinopteri, Cypriniformes, Catostomidae. Gene Ontology annotation, cellular component: plasma membrane; bicellular tight junction. Gene Ontology annotation, biological process: bicellular tight junction assembly; cell adhesion. The coding region runs from base 1 to 1053 and encodes 350 amino acids.